AUGCAAGGGGAGGAGCUGGACAAAACUCCGGCUGCCAAGGCCUCAAGGAAGAACCCUUCUCAGUCAACUUCUACUGCCAAUCUGGAUCGUCCUACAACCGAUGGCAAAUCUCCUUCUGCCAUGAAGAUUCUGAGUGAAAGCUCAGAACGUUCAGGAAAGAAAGUGUCGGAUGCCUUUACGGCAUCGAAGGAUGGCCAGCCACCCAAUGUUGCAGCCAGUGCGACAAUGAUUGGGGAGGAGGAUGCCUCUAAGCCCAUCCUCAAACCCAAGGCGGAGAACUACCAAGUCUGGAAUGUCAUCGAGGUUGGUGAUUUUGAAGUCACCAAAACAAAUGCUCAAAAUGAGGUAAUCCCUAAGCCUAUGUCUGAAUAUCAGAAAGAGGACUUUGAUAAAAUGGAAAUAAAUGCUAUGGCUGUGAAAUUGCUCCACUAUGGACUAAAACCUCAUGAACACAAUCGUGUUAUGGGGUGCAAGAACGCUAAGGAAAUCUGGGAUUUUCUGCAGAUUACUCAUGAAGGAACUAAUGAGGUUAGGAAGGUUCUUAGAAGUCUUCCACAAGAUGAGAGAUGGAGAGCUAAGGUGACAGCCCUUCAGGAAACGAAGGACUUUACUAAGUUCAAUAUUGAACAACUAACAGGUUCUCUCAUUACUCAUGAGCUACACCUUGGAGUCAACAAUGAACCCAUGAGGAACAAGGGAUUGACUCUUAAGGCUGAUGAGGAGGAAGACACAGAAGUUGACGAGGAUGAGGCUUCCCUAAUUGUGCGAAGAUUCAAGAAGAUGUUCAAGAAAGGCCGAACCUCAAGGAACUUCGGGAAAAAGACCUCAAAUCCAAAACCUGACUACAGCUGCCACAAGUGUGGAUCCCCAAAUAACUUUAUCAGAGACUGUCCCCUUUGGGAAAAUGAUAAAGGAAAAGGAAAGGCUAAGGAACAAGGAAGAGAAAAAUUUAGCAAAGCAAACUUUCAAAAGUCAGACAUGAGGAAGGUCAUGAUAGCAGCUUGGGGAGACUCAGAAAGUGAAGAAGAAGAUGAUGACCAACCAGAAGAGGAGACGACAAAUCUUUGUCUGAUGGCCACAUCAGAUGAUGAAAAGGCUUACCUUGAGGAACUCCAAAAGGAGGUAUUUCUUGAUCCUAAACAGCUUAAAACUCUCUCUAAAGAUGUCUUAAUAGAUAUAUGUCUAGAAGAAGAAGAAUUCUGUAGAGAUACAUGUGUGAAGUUGAAUAAAUGUGAAAAGGCUCUUAAAGUUUGCAAAGAACAUGGUGCUUGGUUGGAAACAGCCUAUGCCAAGUCUCAAAGCAAAUUAAGAGAGCUUGAUUUUAAAUACAAACACAUAACUGAGAUAGCUGAUAGAAUUAAGAAUGAAAGUAUUCUUCUGAAUAUUGAAUUAACUCAAUAUAAGCUCAUGAAUUCUAAUAUCAGUUCUAGCAGUUCCAUAAGCGAUCAGUUGCUUAAAUUCAAUGUUGAUUUUGAAAAUUUAAAAGAUGAGCUUUCUACUUUAAAAACUCAAAAGGAUCAACUUGAAUCAGAACUGAAUGCUAGAAAGGAUAGAAGUAUUGACCCAAAAGUCAUACCUAAGUUGAUAGCUGAAGCUCAAGGAAAAAGAACUGAAGGCCUUGUUUACAUGACCAAGAGGAAAGGUAAGCAAAAGAAAUAUGUUGAGCUUCCUAGCAUGAAGGUCCUAGUGAGGGGGAACAACUCGUGGUAUCUCGACUGCGGUUGUUCAAAGCAUAUGACAGGUGAUAAAUCAAAAUUCCUCUCACUAGAAGACUACCCUGGAGGAACAGUAACCUUUGGGGAUAAUAAGAAGGGCGAGAUCAUUGGAAAAGGCAAAAUUGGAAGAUCUAAAUCUCAUUCCAUUGAUAAUGUGUUCCUGGUCAAGGGCUUAAUGCACAAUCUGCUCAGUAUAUCACAAUUCUGUGAUAAGGGAAACUCUGUAAGUUUUACUUCUGAUUCUUGCAACAUCAUCAACAACAAGUCAGGAAAGGUUGUUCAAGAAGGAGCAAGAAGAGGGAACACUUAUAAAGUUGACCUUAACUUAAUCCCAAGGAACAACCUUACAUGUCUGAGUGUUGUUGAAGAUGAUCCCCUGCUAUGGCAUAAACGUUUUGGACAUGCUAGCUUUUCAUUACUGGACAAGCUGAGGUCAAGGAACUUGGUUGUGGGACUUCCUAUUAUCAAGUUCCUACUGUACAAAGUUUGUGAUGCAUGUGUGAAAGGCAAGCAUGUUUGUUCAUCUUUUAAAUUGAAGAAAAGGGCUAGCACUACAAAUCCUUUGGAAUUAAUCCAUAUGGAUUUGUGUGGUCCCAUGAGAAUUCAAAGCAGGAGCGGCAAGAAAUAUGUUUUGGUUAUCGUUGAUGAUUAUUCUAGAUUCACUUGGUUUAUUUUUCUUUCUAGCAAAGAUGAAACUUUUAACGAGUUUGUUGCUUUUUCCAAGAAAAUACAGAAAAUCAGUGGUCACUCCAUAGUCCAUCUCAGAUCAGAUCACGGAACUGAAUUUGAGAACUCAAGAUUCGAUGAGUUUUGCAGGGAAAAUGGCAUGAAUCAUAAUUUCUCAGCUCCAAGGACUCCCCAACAGAAUGGAGUUGUAGAAAGGAAGAAUCAAACCCUUGAGGAAAUGGCUAGAACGAUGUUGAUUGCAAGUGGAUUGCCAAGGAACUUCUGGGCUAAAGCCGUGAAUACAGCAUGUUACAUCCUUAACAGGGUAACAAUCAGAAGUAUCAUCAACAAGACUCUCUAUGAACUAUUCAGGGGAAGGAAGCCAAACAUAUCUCAUCUUAGAGCCUUUGGUUGUAAGUGCUUUGUACAUAAUAAUGGUAAGAAAAACCUAGGUAAAUUUGAUGAAAGAAGUGAAGAGGCCAUAUUUCUAGGAUAUGCCUCUAAUAGCAAAGCUUAUAGAGAAAAAGAAGAUGAUAAUGAUUUUGAAAUUGGAUUGAUAAGAGACAUGGAUGAAGAAGAGACUCAGAAGCAAACCAAAGAAAAGUAUCCUGCUCCAGAAGAGGAUCAUCAAGAAAAUGGAGAGGUUCCUCAACCAGAUGAACAGGUGAAUGAGGAACAAGAAGAAGAAGCAGGAGGAACAGAUCCAGAAGCUCCUCAAAUUGGAGUUCCAGCAAGGGAAUUUCAACCCAGGCCAUUCUAG
Messenger RNA from Chenopodium quinoa (quinoa), 3141 nucleotides. RefSeq lists its product as uncharacterized. Bases 1 to 3141 code for a protein of 1046 amino acids. Gene Ontology annotation, molecular function: nucleic acid binding. Gene Ontology annotation, biological process: DNA integration. Lineage: Eukaryota; Viridiplantae; Streptophyta; Magnoliopsida; Caryophyllales; Amaranthaceae. The record is from RefSeq and is a predicted model, not a curated record. The transcript has 5 exons.